Theobroma cacao (cacao) is the source of this 3181-nucleotide messenger RNA. RefSeq names its product SIT4 phosphatase-associated family protein. The record is from RefSeq and is a predicted model, not a curated record. Lineage: Eukaryota; Viridiplantae; Streptophyta; Magnoliopsida; Malvales; Malvaceae. Gene Ontology annotation, molecular function: protein phosphatase binding; protein phosphatase regulator activity.
UAUUUUGUACUUUUUCCAUCAGCAUAACAUUUUUUGCCCUCUCUCUCUCUCCUCCCCCCUACUUUUCUCUUGUUCAUUCCCUCAGCUACUACUACUUGCCGUUCUUUUUUUUUUUUUGUGGGGGUUAAUCGAUCCACCCGGUCUCUUUCUUUUUUAGCAACAGAAGGAAUUAGGGUUUUAUAUUGUUCUUCCUUCUCCUCUUUUGGCUCUUGAAUCUCGCGCUUGUGUUUUUCUUCUUGCUUCCCCUCUUUCGACAAUUCCUAGAUUCGCUGGUUAUUUUUAGGGUUUACAGAUCUAUUCAGCUGCUUUGCUUGAUAUUUUCCCAUCUUCACCAUGUUUUGGAAGCUCACGGCUCUGUCUACCUCUUCUCCCGUGGAAUCGAUAUUAGACAAGGAAAACUUUACUUUGGAAGAGCUUCUGGAUGAGGAAGAAAUAAUCCAAGAGUGCAAAGCUUUAAAUAGUCGACUCAUCAAUUUUCUACGAGAUAGAGCGCAAGUUGAGCAGUUAUUGCAUUAUAUUGUUGAAGAACCUCAGGAGGAUGCUGACAGCAAGCGGGCCUUCAAGUUCCCAUUCAUUGCCUGUGAGAUAUUUACAUGUGAAAUUGAUGUUAUUCUGAAGACUUUAGUCGAGGAGGAAGAGUUGAUGAACUUACUUUUCUCCUUCUUGGAACCAAACCGUCUUCAUAGUGCUUUGCUGGCUGGUUAUUUCAGUAAGGUUGUUGUAUGCCUUAUGCUACGGAAGACUGUUCCACUUAUGAACUACGUUCAAGUACAUCAAGAAGUGUUUCGCCAACUGGUUGAUUUGAUAGGAAUCACAUCCAUCAUGGAGGUUUUGGUUCGGUUAGUUGGAGCUGAUGAUCAUGUAUAUCCCAACUUUUUGGAUGUAAUGCAAUGGUUAGCUGAUAGCAAUUUACUGGAAAUGAUUGUGGAUAAAUUGAAUCCAUCAUGUCCUCCUGAGGUUCACGCUAAUGCAGCAGAAACGUUAUGUGCAAUAACACGAAAUGCCCCAUCAGCUUUAGCCACCAAACUCUCUAGUCCAAGCUUUGUUGGAAGGAUAUUUGGUCAUGCAUUGGAAGAUUCACAUUCAAAAUCUGGCCUUGUACACUCACUCUCAGUUUGUAUCUCAUUAUUGGAUCCAAAAAGAUCAGCAAUUGCAUCUCCCUUGAUGCAUUCUUUCCGAAAUCAACAUAUGUAUGAGCCUCCAAUCCCUGUAAAUUUGGAGACUAUCAAUGCAAUGCUACCUAAGCUUGGUGACUUACUCAUGCUUUUGAAUGUGUCAUCUGAUGAGAAAAUUUUGCCUACCACAUACGGAGAAUUGAAGCCUCCGCUUGGGAAGCAUCGUCUAAAGAUUGUAGAGUUCAUUGCCGUGCUGUUAAGAACUGGCAAUGAAGCUGCCGAGAAGGAAUUGGUCAGCUCAGGAACCAUUCAACGAGUUCUUGAUCUUUUCUUUGAGUAUCCGUACAACAAUGCAUUACAUCAUCAUGUGGAGAGUAUAAUAUUAUCAUGUCUGGAAAGCAAGAAUGAUUCAAUAGUGAAUCAUCUUCUUCAAGAAUGUGAUUUACUUGGGAAAUUUCUCCAAGCUGACAAAAAUCCAAUUCUUUCUGGUGACAGUAAUCAGCCAACUUUACCUGCUGCUGGAAAAUGUGCACCACGGGUAGGAAACAUUGGACACAUUACACGUAUUUCAAAUAAACUUUUACAGUUGGGAAGCAGCAACAGCUGCGUUCAGGCAUGUCUACAGGAAAAUAGCGAAUGGAAUGAGUGGCAAUCUAAUGUUCUGCAAGAACGGAAUGCAGUUGAAAAUGUUUAUCGAUGGGCUUGUGGCCGCCCAACAGCAUUGCAAGACAGAACAAGGGAUAGUGAUGAGGAUGAUGUUCAUGAUAGAGAUUAUGAUGUUGCUGCUUUAGCAAAUAACCUAAGCCAGGCUUUCAGAUACAAAAUAUAUGGGAAUGAUGACAAUGAAGAAGAUCAUGGUGCUCUCGAUCGAGAUGAUGAGGAUGUAUACUUUGAUGAUGAAUCUGCUGAGGUUGUCAUAUCAUCCUUGCGGCUUGGUGAUGACCAAGGGAGCAGUCUGUUCACAAAUUCCAACUGGUUUGCAUUCCAAGAUGACAGAAUCGGUAAUGCACCUGUGGCCACAUCCCCCACAGAGGUGAUGGAUGAGAUCAACUUGAAUGGCACCGCAAAUGGUGGUAACAGCAGUAGUGAUGAUGAGGUGGUAGUUGGAGAGGAGGAUGAGUUGAAUGAAAGCAAACAGUUAGUGAAUGGCACAUCUACUUCCAGUGCGAUGAAUGGAUUUAACAAUUUCAUGAGUGGUGGAGACUUGAAUCCACAAGGUGAGAGAGCAAAUGCUUCUCAUGAUAUGGGAUUCUUCAGGUUUGACACACCAGAAAACGAGGACUUGUUUGGAGGUAGGCCUUUACCUGAGUGGGUGGGAUGGGGAGAAUCUUCGGAUUUGCAAGUGGGUGGUUCAAGCAAGAACCCGUUUCUUGAUGAUGACAGCUUAGAUGUCAACCAACCCAGUCAUACUGAGACAGUGAUCACUGAAGUCGGGUCUCCCUCGAAUGGGGAACCUGUACUCCCUAACGGUUCCUCAGACUCCAUGGAUUUGAGUGACGGAUCAGCUAGCAGCAAUACAAGUCAGAAAUCUCCACCACCAGUGCCCUCUUUGUUCGAAGAGGAUGUUGAAUUUGUAGGCGUGGAAUUAGAAGGUACAGAGAAGGCAAUGGAACAAGCUUUGAAAGAAGGAAUAGUCGGGGAAGCAGGGCCAUUGAAGAGGAACAUUAUUCCAAAGGUACCAGAAAAGGAGAACUCCGACGAUGGUGGGGCUGGGAUGAAGGAGUUCAACGAUGCAAACUACUGGAGGGUCGAUCAAGAGGUUGCUGUUUUGGAGUAACGCCGGAGAAACAAGUCUCGUGGCUGAACCUGGGAAGUUGGAUCCGAGAACGACCUCACAUUUUUGGUUGACGAGAGGGGCCGAAGCAGCAAAGAAAUUCAUAAUGUACAGUAUAAUUUUGUUUCCAAAUGGGGAUUGAACGGUAGGCUGUGGCUUAUGGUUAAUUACACUGUUCAUUAGUCGUUUAUUGUUACUCUCUAUUGUUGUUUAUCAUUCAAGGUUUUGUUUCUUCCCGUUACUGCUUUUAAGGGUUUCCCCCGUCAAUCAUAUUUUUAAUCUUAAAUUUUAA